AUGGGCUCUAUCGAAGGUGGGGUACAAGUCGCCGCAUGGCUGGACAAGCCUGGACAUGGGGCAGUUCUGCGGAUCAGAGAGGAUAUCGACAUACCAAUACCCAAGGAGGGAGAAGUGUUAGUCAAGCUCGAGUGCAGUGGCAUCUGCCAUUCCGACGUCCACAGUAUCUACAAUGAAACUCCGAUGGACACCGAUAUCGCUGGGCAUGAAGGUGUCGGCUACGUGGUAAAAUGCGGACCCUCAGUCGCAGAUGAGGUGCUGAAUGCUCGUGUUGGCGUUAAAUGGCAAUAUCGCACUUGUGGCAAGUGUGAGAUCUGUGCUGUUGAUUCGACAGCUUGUCCAUACCAAGACAAUGCAGGCCGCAACGUUCGCGGGACAUUCGCACAAUACAUUUGUGCUCCCGUCAGAGACCUCACCAUGCUACCGGAGGGUCUGGAGUCAAAAAUACUAGCACCUUUGUUGUGUGCCGGAUUGACUAUGUAUUCCGCCAUUGCCAAAGCGCAGCUGAAGCCUGGCCAUUGGCUCGUCUUACCAGGGGCAGGUGGAGGUCUCGGUCACAUCGGUGUGCAAAUUGCUGCCAGUCGAGGCUACAAAGUCAUCGCCAUCGAUAGUGGUAAGGAGAAGAGGAAGCUCUGUCUUGAUCUAGGAGCUGCACUAUUCAUCGACUUUAGAGAAGAGGACAUUGAGGCUGAGGUAAGCAGAGCGACGGGAGGAUAUGGUGCUCAUGCUGUCAUUGUUGGUGUUGGGUCUGAGAGUGCUUACCGACAAGGUUUCGCCGUUUUGCGCAACCUUGGAACGCUAGUGUGCGUAGGCAUACCAGGAAUUAGUUGUCAACUACCUGUAACCCCCUUUCAAAUGAUCGUGAAAGGGCUGAAGGUGGUUGGAUCGUCCUGUGGAACCCCUACCGAAAUGCAUGAGCUUUUGGAUAUGGCCAUGGCUGGUAAGGUCAUUCCACAGGUCACUGUCUAUGAGCUGGAAGACAUCAAUACCAUUGUGGAAAAGCUAGCACGUUUCCAAAUUGGUGGAAGAGUCGUCCUUCGGAUACCACAGUGA
Lithohypha guttulata is the source of this 1053-nucleotide messenger RNA. RefSeq lists its product as uncharacterized. NCBI's taxonomy places the organism in Eukaryota, Fungi, Ascomycota, Eurotiomycetes, Chaetothyriales, Trichomeriaceae. Gene Ontology annotation, molecular function: alcohol dehydrogenase (NAD+) activity; zinc ion binding. Gene Ontology annotation, cellular component: cytoplasm. The coding region runs from base 1 to 1053 and encodes 350 amino acids. The transcript has a single exon. The record is from RefSeq and is a predicted model, not a curated record.